CUAAUUACUAUUCAUAAGACCCGACCCGAACAAGUCGUCGCCACCGCAUCUUGUACCCAACCCCAGUCAGAUUUCGAAGUUCUUUAAGGUUUUCGAAUCUCUCUUCCUCUCUCUCUCUGCUCCGGGAACUACUGAAAUCCCUGCCUAUAAUCAAUCUCUUAGCAAAGGGCCAAGCUAUAGACAAUGGCAGAAGGCGAAGAGGAUCUGCCGAGGGAUGCUAAGAUUGUCAAGUCACUGCUUAAAUCAAUGGGCGUGGAGGACUAUGAACCUCGCGUUAUCCAUCAAUUUCUCGAGCUUUGGUAUCGCUAUGUCGUGGAUGUACUGACGGAUGCGCAGGUGUACUCUGAACAUGCCGGCAAGCAAACCAUCGAUUGCGAUGAUGUCAAGCUUGCUAUUCAAUCUAAAGUCAAUUUCAGCUUCUCGCAACCCCCACCCAGAGAGGUGCUUUUGGAAUUGGCAAGAAAUAGGAACAAAGUUCCAUUGCCAAAGGCAAUACCAGGGCCUGGGAUUCCCCUUCCUCCCGAGCAGGAUACAUUGAUAAGUACAAACUACCAACUGGCUAUCCCUAAGAAGCAACCGGCACAGGCGAUGGAAGAGACGGAAGAGGAUGAAGAAAGUGUUGAACCUAAUUCCUCGCAAGAGCAUAAGACCGAUGCACCGCACCCAACGUCUCAAAGAGUAUCGUUCCCUCUCACUAAGCGCUCUAAGUGAGGUUUCUGCUUUUGUAAGAUGUUUCAAUAAUCCAUUUAGGUAGGGUAAUAUAUAUGCUUGAAGAUUUUAUCAUAUUCAUCAGAAUGAAGGGUUGAUUUUUCUUAUGAUUGGAUGUAAUGAAUCGUUGUAAUAGAAUCAAGUUUCUGCUUC
Gossypium raimondii (Peruvian cotton) is the source of this 861-nucleotide messenger RNA. RefSeq names its product transcription initiation factor TFIID subunit 9. Gene Ontology annotation, cellular component: SAGA complex; transcription factor TFIID complex. Gene Ontology annotation, biological process: DNA-templated transcription initiation; RNA polymerase II preinitiation complex assembly. The transcript has 3 exons. Bases 184 to 711 code for a protein of 175 amino acids. The record is from RefSeq and is a predicted model, not a curated record. NCBI's taxonomy places the organism in Eukaryota, Viridiplantae, Streptophyta, Magnoliopsida, Malvales, Malvaceae. Gene Ontology annotation, molecular function: RNA polymerase II general transcription initiation factor activity; protein heterodimerization activity; transcription coactivator activity.